Messenger RNA from Nezara viridula (southern green stink bug), 357 nucleotides. Lineage: Eukaryota; Metazoa; Arthropoda; Insecta; Hemiptera; Pentatomidae. The record is from the annotation of a GenBank genome assembly.
AUGAUAGCCAUAUUGUUGUUGUGUACCAUCUGCAUCUCCUUCCUUUCCUCAGCUAACUCACGAGCGAUCGAAGAUGAUACCAUCAUCCUACGCCCAUGUGAGUCUACAUAUUUUAAUUUUUUAUAUAUAAUAUCAAAUUCGAUAGAAGCUAAAUCCAUUGAAUUUCAGACUAUAAACAAACACUGUGUGGAAAGAAAUGCUGCCCAAAAUCUUCUUACUGCUGUGGUAAAAAACUGUACUGUUGCUGGAAUUCCUCACCUGAAAUGGACCUGUAUUUUUCUACUGAAAAUUGUGUUGAAACCAAACAUUAAGGUACGCAAAAACCAACAUCGGACCAGAAUUGGAAGAUGUUUAUAG